Momordica charantia (bitter melon) is the source of this 964-nucleotide messenger RNA. RefSeq names its product SEC14 cytosolic factor family protein / phosphoglyceride transfer family protein. The record is from RefSeq and is a predicted model, not a curated record. Gene Ontology annotation, molecular function: lipid binding. Lineage: Eukaryota; Viridiplantae; Streptophyta; Magnoliopsida; Cucurbitales; Cucurbitaceae.
CAGGGCUGCGACAGAGACGGCCACCCGGUUUGCUACAACGCCUAUGGGGUUUUCAAAGACCGCGAAAUGUACGAGAGGAUCUUCGGCGAUGAAGAGAAGCUCAAGAAAUUCCUCAAAUGGCGAGUCCAGGUUCUGGAACGAGGCAUUAGUCUCCUCCAUUUCAAGCCCGGCGGCGUCAACUCUCUGAUUCAAGUCACCGAUCUCAAAGACAUGCCCAAACGCGAGCUCAGAGUUGCUUCAAAUCAAAUCCUCUCCCUAUUUCAAGACAAUUACCCUGAAAUGGUCGCCCGUAAGAUUUUCAUCAAUGUCCCGUGGUACUUCAGCAUGUUGUACUCGAUGUUCAGCCCCUUUCUGACUCAACGGACCAAGGGCAAAUUCGUCAUCGCUAAAGAAGGAAACGUCGCCGAGACCCUUUACAAAUUCAUCAGACCGGAAGACGUCCCGGUGCAAUACGGCGGCCUGAAUCGGCCGAGCGAUUUACAGAACGGGCCCCCAAAACCGGCGUCGGAGUUCGCCGUCAAAGGAGGGGAGAAAGUGAACAUUCAAAUAGAAGGCAUCGAGGGGGGCGCCACAAUCACGUGGGACAUCGUGGUGGGAGGGUGGGACUUGGAAUACAGCGCGGAGUUCGUCCCAAUCGCCGACGGCAGCUACACGAUCGCCGUGGAGAAGCCGAGGAAAGUAUCAGCCAACGAAGAAGCAAUCCACCACUCAUUCACCACAAGGGAAGCCGGAAAGAUGGUCCUCUCCGUCGACAACACCGCCUCCCGGAGGAAAAAAGUCGCCGCCUACCGCUACAUUGUCCGGAAAUCGACGGCCGUCUGAAUCCCCAAAUGUUAAACAAAAGGAAAAAAAGGGUAUUUCAUUCUGUAAUCUGUCUCCUCAUCAUCUCUCUCGCUGUAACGUGUUUUGGUUUUAACUUGAAAUGAAUGAAUUAGUUAGUUGGGUUGUGAUUGUGAACCGAAAA